Molecule: messenger RNA, 525 nt
Organism: Myiozetetes cayanensis
Lineage: Eukaryota; Metazoa; Chordata; Aves; Passeriformes; Tyrannidae
Gene: TAF10
Product: TATA-box binding protein associated factor 10
Exons: 4
Coding region: 69-449 (126 amino acids)
Biological process (GO): transcription initiation at RNA polymerase II promoter
Cellular component (GO): transcription factor TFIID complex; SAGA complex; nucleus
Molecular function (GO): promoter-specific chromatin binding; RNA polymerase II general transcription initiation factor activity
Source: RefSeq, a predicted model, not a curated record
GCCGGGGCUGACCGCGCUGUCCCGCAGUGCCGGUGUCCGCGGCCGUGGCCGCUCCCCCGGACGGGGCCAUGUCCAACGGCGUGUACGUCCCGCCCGCGGCCAACGGCGACGUGAAGCCCGUGGUGUCCACCACGCCGCUCGUGGACUUCCUGAUGCAGCUGGAGGACUACACGCCCACGAUACCAGACGCCGUGACGGGGUAUUACCUGAACCGGGCGGGGUUCGAGGCCUCGGACCCCCGCAUCAUCCGCCUGAUCUCACUGGCAGCGCAGAAGUUCAUCUCUGACAUCGCCAACGACGCCCUGCAACACUGCAAGAUGAAGGGCACAGCCUCGGGCAGCUCCCGCAGCAAGAGCAAGGACAAGAAAUACACUCUGACCAUGGAGGACCUGACACCAGCGCUGGCCGAGUACGGCAUCAACGUGAAGAAGCCACAUUACUUCACGUAGGGCCCGGGGGGCUCAGGCAGUUUGUAGAGGCUGUGUUGGUGCCAUUAAACACCCAAGAGGGUUUUGUGGGAAGGCA